Molecule: messenger RNA, 3388 nt
Organism: Glycine soja
Lineage: Eukaryota; Viridiplantae; Streptophyta; Magnoliopsida; Fabales; Fabaceae
Exons: 5
Coding region: 353-3013 (886 amino acids)
Source: RefSeq, a predicted model, not a curated record
GAACGGGAAGUCACCAACAAGACCAGGAGGUAGUUAUGGCCCAUCGUAAUCGCUUCAACUCCUCAAGGGACUAGAUUCAGAACCGGUUCGGUUCACCGUCACCGGUCCAAUCUUUCUCGCACCGGCACCGACCCGAGUCGAGUCCAGCUCCGAACCCGUUCACGUGUUCCUAACCUCAAUGGACAUUGAAUCUGGUUUUGAAGUUUCUGCGCGUGGCUCUGUCGUUGGGUAUUGAUCUUGGAGGCGGGGGAGAGUAUAGAUAGGGUUAGGGUUUUCUUAGAAAGCAUUGGUGGAUUGUUGUUAGGGUUUGGUUAUUCGAGACGGCGACGAUACGCGUGGCUUAGGGAGGAUAAUGUGUAUACUGUGUGCGAUUCAGAAGUGGUCUCGCCGGGUUGCUACAAUGCUGCCUUGGUUGGUUAUUCCGUUAAUUGGUCUCUGGGCGCUUUCUCAGCUUCUGCCGCCGGCUUUUCGUUUUGAGAUUACUUCCCCUCGUCUUGCUUGUGUCUUUGUGUUGCUGACUACUCUCUUUUGGUAUGAAAUUCUGAUGCCUUGGCUGUCGGCUUGGCGGGUGAGGAGGAAUGCUAGGAUUAGGGAGAGGAAGAGGUUUGAGGCCAUAGAAAUGCAGAAGUUGAGGAAGACAGCUACGAGGAGGUGUCGCAACUGUUUGAAUCCGUAUAGGGAUCAGAACCCUGGUGGCGGACGGUUUAUGUGUUCAUACUGUGGCCAUGUUUCAAAGAGGCCGGUUUUGGACUUGCCUGUGCCGCCAGGGUUGGGGAUUUCGAAUUCUGGUAUAGUUAAGGACUUGGCUGGGAAAAGUGGCAAGAUAUUGAAUAGCAAGGUUUGGUCUGAAAAUGGGUGGAUGUGCAGUCAGGAAUGCUUGGAGAAUGGCAGUUGGGUUGGUGGGUCUAUUCUAGGUAAUCCUAGCAACUGGAGGACAAAUGGGAGUCCUGGUCUUUUUGGAGGUGAUGAGCAUUGUUUGACAGAGAGGUCGUAUUCUGGUAUAUUGGUUUUUGUUUGCAGGCUUUUGACAACUUUUUUUGUGAGCAUUAGAUGGCUCUGGAGAAAGACUUUUAGGCUUGGUUCAAGGGAUGAGUGUUUGUCUGAUGCUGAAGAUAGGGCACUCUUAGCAAAACGGGAUGAGAAUGGGGCAAACCUCAAUGAAAGUAGAGGGGAAAGAGCACGCAGGAAAGCUGAGGAGAAAAGACAGGCUAGGCUAGAAAAAGAACUUUUGGAGGAGGAAGAGAGAAAACAGAGGGAGGAGGUUUCAAGGCUAGUGGAGGAGCGUAGGAGGCUGAGAGAUGAGAAAAUGGAAGCUGAAAAAGAACGCAGCAAAUCAUCACAUCCUAGUAAGGAGAAAGGCAGUAGGAAGGAAGCUGAAAGGAAGCGCCAGGAAAAAAGAAAAGAGAAAGAUAAGGGUUCUAGUAAGAGCAACUCUGAUGUAGAAGAACUGGAUAGAAGAGCCAGCAAGGAAACUGAUCGGAAGCGUGACUUUGACAAAAAGAGUGAAACUGACCGUAGAGAGCAUCAGAAAUCUGGGUUUGAAAGUGGCAAGGGACAGAAUACAGAUAAUACACAUAGUAAAAAUGUUGCUGCAAACAGUUACAACCGUGGAAGUACUGGAACAAGGUACCUUGAUCGUAUGCGUGGUACAAUUUUGUCUUCUUCUAAAGCUUUUGGUUUUGGAAAGGGUGCUAAUGCUCCUGGCACUGUGGUGAAAGAAAAUAAAUUUAAUGGUUCUGUAGAUCAUAUUCAUUCCACUUCUAGCAGGAAAGAUAUAUGUCCUCCUGAUCGUUCAACUGCUAGAUCCAAUUUGAAUGGAGACGAUAGGAAUAUAAAUCACUCUGUUCUCCCAGAACCACAGCCAUGGAGUCCAUGGACUGCACCUAAAAAGUCGUGGCAGCAAUUAUUUACUUGUUCCUCAGCUGUUCCUCAAUCCUCAAAUUCAAAUGUAAUCUGUAGACCAAAUUCCAAAAUUCAAGCUGAAGCCAAAAGCCCACAGUUAUCUGGCCAUUCACCAAUGGCACAAUCAUUUAAUAAUCCAAUUCACUUUGGUCUUCCAUCACCAUUUAAUAUUUCCAGCUAUCCAAUUGGAUCAACUGGUAGCAGUCAAGGUUUUUCUCCUGCAAUUGAACCCUUAUACUCUCCAGUUGAAAAUAUGUCACAUGACUUUAGACAUGAAGAACAAGAGCUUUUUGAAGACCCCUGUUAUAUACCUGAUCCUGUAUCCUUGCUUGGUCCUGUUUCUGAGUCACUUGAUAAUUUUCAAUUGGACUUGGGAAGUGGCUUUGUGACGGACACAGAGAUACCAAAGCCUCACUCUUUAAAAAACACAGCUGCUGGUUCUGACAUCAAUAAACCAUCUCCAAUUGAGUCUCCAUUGUCCCGAGAAAAGAAUAUCUGUUCUAAUCGGUUUCCAAGUAUCUCCCAGGCCCAGGAUAUGCAUCCAUUUCCUUUGGAUAAUGCAGCUGCAAAUGAGAAGGGAACAUGGCAGAUGUGGAAUACUUUGCCACUUGGUCAGGAAGGUUUAGAUUUGGUUGGUGGCCCAGGAAGCUGGUUUUUACCCUCUCAAAGGAAUGUUCCUAACAACGAUGACGUUGUGCUUCCAUCAUCUAAGACUAGGGAUUCUGUUUUUAACAAAGAUGAUAACAUAAUUUCCAUUACCCAUUCUCCGCAACCUGUUUUUCUUCCUAAUGGUCAUAGUGGUGGGACCUUCAGCCCAGUUACUGGUUCAAAUGGUUAUGAUCCUUGGUUACAGAAUGCUUUAUUUCCACGAUUGUCCGGUGGACUUAAAGCUCAGGAGAGUGCUACUCAGAAUGAAAUGAUACAGGGGAGUCAAAGUGCAUCUGCUAGCAAUCAUUUGCUUAAGACUUCUCCGGCUAACAAUUGGUCCAAAAAUGAAUGGCCUGUAAAAGGUACUGUGGAAGGCUUAGGGAAUUCAUCUGUUGCCAGGCCCCAUAAUGGCAAUCUACAUCCAACCUCAGAUGUACAGUCAUUUUGGUCAUCAUUUGAUUAGAAAGAGGAUAUGAUAGUAACAGGGUAACAACUUGAUAAACACCAUUGUUCUCUUGAGACAAAUAGUCUCAUUUGGGGAAAUCGUUUAGAAUACUGAACCCACCCAUUGUAUCUUCCUUUCUUCUUCUUUUGUGAGGAAGAUUGAUGUUUACAUAACGCCAGCUUCGAUAGGAAUACGCGUUAAUGCGUGCUUCUCUUGAGGCAGGUAAUAAGAGGUGUCCCCCCUUUGAGGUCAAUUUGUCCUUUGGAGAAUGAUGGUUCACAUUCACCCUGUGUCAUGAUCUUCAAAUAUCUUAAUGAAAAAUAAAACUUAUACUAACGUGAUCCGCUGCUAAUGAAAAAAUAUAGUUGCGUUUCUGUUUAUCUCAUUAUUUAA